UCGAUGACGUCACAACUUGACGUCGUGUUGCUUUUGAGCGGAGAAAUAAUAUAUUUAUAAAUUGACGUAAGGGCGCUAAAUCUAAAAUAACCCGUGAAUAAAAUGUGAAAAAAAUUCAUGAAAACAUUUUUUUUUUUUAGCGGGGUUGUUGGUGGCGGUGAAGCAGCUGCACGCAUGAAAGGUUCGAAAAAAAAAACAAAAAAAACAAUUUGACCUUAAAACAGAAUAAAGUCGUAACGCGGCGUCAGGAAGCGUUUCAUGGAAAACACAGGGAACUAGCUGCUAGCGCUGCCGGGGAGCUAGUUAGCAUUAGCAUGGGGCUAGUAGCUGCUCGCCGUGUGACUCCGCUAACUCGGCUUCUCGUUACAAAAUGUACCUCAGCGCUGUGUGCGGUGUAGCGACGUGUGGUUUAGGCUUUAACACGAACGAGUUCAACAGGACAGUGAAGGAGUAACUCCGCUAACGCCAGGUAGACAGCCUUGUAGGAGCAUGGCGCCCCGCUUACAGCUGGAGAAAGCGGCGUGGCGUUGGGUGGAAUCAGUGAAACCAGAAGAAAUCCGAUGGGAACACAUCGAGUUAGCAUACCGAGUGAACCUCCCGGCCUGCAAGAGAGGAGCCUGCAGAAGGAACUGCAAAGGGAAUCCCAGCUGUCUCGUGGGUAUCGGUGAACAGGCAUGGCUCGGGGAGAUCGACGAAAAUGCGUUCCACAACAUCGAUGACCCGAAUUCAGAGCGUCGAGACAUGAACACAUUCGUUGGCCUGACCAACCUGGGUGCUACAUGUUACGUUAACACAUUCCUGCAAGUGUGGUUCCACAACCUGGAGCUGCGUAGGAGCCUCUAUCAGUGCCACAACUCCAGAGCCCAGGAACACAACUCUGAAUCAGAUUACGAGCCUCAGUCCAUCAGUGAGCACCUGCAGUAUCUGUUUGCACUCCUGCAGAAUAGCAACAGAAAGUACAUCGACCCUUCAGGGCUGGUCAAAGCGCUGGGCCUGGACACGGGACAGCAGCAGGAUGCCCAGGAGUUUUCAAAGCUCUUCAUGUCUCUGCUGGAGGACACGCUGUCCAAGCAGAAGAGCCCCAGCCUGCAGAACGUCAUCCAGCAGCAGUUCUGUGGACAGUUCUCCUAUGUCACUGUCUGUAACCAGUGUGGACGAUCAUCUGCGUUGCUCUCCCGAUUCUACGAGCUGGAGCUGAACAUCCAGGGCCACAAGAACCUCAAUGAGUGUGUCACAGAGUUCCUGAAGGAGGAGAAGCUGGAAGGAGAGAACCGAUACUUCUGUGAGAACUGUCAGAGUAAACAAAACGCCACCCGGAGGAUCAGACUGCACAACCUCCCUCCAACAAUCAACCUGCAGCUCAUGCGCUUCGUCUUCGACAGACAAACGGGCCACAAGAAGAAGCUCAACACCUUUAUCAGUUUCCCUGAGCAGCUGGACAUGGGGCCUUUCAUGGAAGGACUACAAGGCCAGAACUUUGUUUACGAGCUGAGUGCGGUGCUGAUCCAUCGGGGCAUCAGUGCCUACUCAGGCCACUAUAUCGCACAUGUGAAGGACGCACGCACCGGCGACUGGUACAAAUUUAACGAUGAGGAAAUCGAGAAGAUGGAAGGCAAGAAGCUUCAGCUUGGAAUUGAGGAGGACAUUGCUGAGACAGUAAAAUCCCAAACACGAAAGCCAAAGUGCAGUAAAGGCUACCACUGCUCCAGAAAUGCCUACAUGCUGGUGUAUAAGAUCCAAGAAGAGGAGAGCUCAGAAACCCCAAGGACCAACGUCGAGGUGCCAACCUUC
Labrus bergylta (ballan wrasse) is the source of this 1791-nucleotide messenger RNA. Lineage: Eukaryota; Metazoa; Chordata; Actinopteri; Labriformes; Labridae. The record is from RefSeq and is a predicted model, not a curated record.